Messenger RNA from Neocloeon triangulifer, 1316 nucleotides. Its product is annotated as programmed cell death protein 7-like. The coding region runs from base 1 to 1170 and encodes 389 amino acids. NCBI's taxonomy places the organism in Eukaryota, Metazoa, Arthropoda, Insecta, Ephemeroptera, Baetidae. The record is from RefSeq and is a predicted model, not a curated record. The transcript has 6 exons.
AUGAGUGGCCAUUUUGGUGGCUGGCAAAAUUACGAAUUGUCUCGACCUCCCUUUGCACCGCCACCGUUUGACUUCUCAAGACCUCCACCACCAAUCCCAAGGCUCAUUCCGCCGCCUUUCUUUCGUCCGCCGACCUUUCAAGCUUGGCAGCAGGAGCAGAAAAUCGUCUCGGAAGAGCAAAAACCAGAGAGUGAAGACCAAAGCUGGGUUCAGCAGUGGCUUGCAAAUAGAGUAACUUCUGAAAGCAAUUGUACUAAUAGUUUAGAAAAGAUUAAGAUCUCAGAUGUCAAGCGGAAAGUUGAAUACUGGAGUGCUGUAAUUGAGGAGCUCGAAACUUUGAGCGCAGAAGAAAAUUUAACGACGGAACAAAUUCUGAAAAUUUCCACUUUGAAAGCAGAAGCAUCUGAAAUUUCGUUGUAUCUGGAAACAAACAAACCAGUGAUUGCAAAUCUGAUUGAAAAGAGGGCAAAGAAGAGAGAAAAAGAGAAAACAAAGCGAGCAAAAGCAAAACUGGCCAAGGAGAAGCUUGUUAGCAAUCGGCAGGCCAAGCACCGACAAAUCGAUGCUUGGAGACAGGAGCAGCAGGAAGAAGUGGAAAGAGCAAAAAGAGAGGAAGAAACCCGGAAGCAAGCAGAUGCUGUUCUGUGCGAAGUGCGGAGCAAACAGUCUGACGGCAAGAGUUUGAUGCAGGUCCUCGAGUCUCUGAAAAAGUUGCGCCGUUUCCGAGCCCAGACAGCGGCAGACAAGAAAAUGUACCCAAGUGAAGAGGAAAAUGAAAGAUUCGAUAGCAUCUUAGAGAAACUGGGAGAUUUGUGGCAGUUGCAGUUGGAUGAGUACGCUAAAGAGGAACAAACUCUGAGGGUCAUGAUGGAUGAGGAAAAGGUCAUUCGUCGGCAGAAGCAAGAGCCUUCUGCUUUCGAGACCAAUCUGGAGCUCUGGCUCAGAACUUUGUUUGGAAGAGGUUCUGAUUGUACUUCAGAUUAUGAGCAUUUCUUCCAUUUGAGUGCCGAGAAAGACCCAAACACACUUAUUAGUGUCAGGCAAUGUUGGGAUCAAUUUUUGGCGCCAGCAGGAAGUCCAAUGGCCAGUUCGCUACCUGUAGGUUGGGUCGUGCCUUGCAAGCCAUCAUCAGCAGACUGGGAGACUCUUUUGGAGUCGAGACAAAAAUAAUGAAGCUUAGAAAAUUUUUAUGAUUAACUAAACUUAAUAAUGUUAACUGAUUUAAAAUUGUGCUAUAUCGGCUUGAAUAAAAUGAGAUUAUCCCUUAAAUAUUUUUUCUUAAUGUAAAAUAACUUUAUUAAAAUACAUAAUAAUCC